Messenger RNA from Schistocerca serialis cubense, 426 nucleotides. RefSeq names its product secreted acidic protein 1A-like. NCBI's taxonomy places the organism in Eukaryota, Metazoa, Arthropoda, Insecta, Orthoptera, Acrididae. The record is from RefSeq and is a predicted model, not a curated record. The transcript is spliced from 2 exons. The coding region runs from base 1 to 426 and encodes 141 amino acids.
AUGGAUGAUAAUGAUGGUGGUGGUGAUGAUGAUGAGGAUGGUGAUGAUGAGGAUGGUGAUGAUGAGGAUGGUGAUGAUGAGGAUGGUGAUGAUGAGGAUGGUGAUGAUGAGGGUGGUGAUGAUGAGGGUGGUGAUGAUGAGGAUGGUGAUGAUGAUGAAGCUGAUGAUGGUGAUGAUGGUGACAGUGAUGGUGGUGAUGAUGGUGACGGUGAUGGUGGUGAUGAUGGUGAUGGUGAUGAUGUUGAUGAUGAUGAUUGUUUUAAAAACUUUGCGUCCUAUUUUUGCUUUAAAACUCCCAAGUUGGCAGUUGAUGGGGAUAUGAGGGAAGAUAGACAAUAUGGAAAAGCAAAAAUCUUUAGCGAACAGAAAGGGUGUUUGGAGGAACAGGAAGAGAAAGAGGAGGAGAUAGAUGGGAUCACCAACUGA